GUAGCCUGACUCAAGCUAUUACAGUCUAACAGCAGUGACCAAUAGAAAGGGGAGAUCCAAGAAAGCUGAGGACAGGAAGCAAACACAGUGGUUAGCAGCCAAAGGCUGUAACAGCGAUUUCUAACUGGCUGCAGACAGCUCCAGGAACUUGACUAACAAGGCAAAUGAUGACUCUAAAAGUCUGUCCAAGUCUUUUGCUAUUAUUCUUAGUCCAUUCUGUGUGGACUCGAACUGUGAGACAAGUUUAUAAUGAGCUGGAUCCUGAGCAUUGGUCUCACUACACUUUUGAGUGUCCACAAGAGUGUUUUUGCCCUCCUAGUUUCCCCAAUGCAUUAUACUGUGAUAACAAAGGACUUAAAGAAAUACCUGCAAUCCCAGCAAGAAUUUGGUACCUCUAUCUUCAAAACAACCUGAUUGAAACAAUUUCAGAGAAGCCUUUUGUUAAUGCCACUCAUUUGAGAUGGAUAAAUCUGAACAAGAAUAAAAUCACCAACAAUGGAAUUGAGAGUGGUGUGCUCAGCAAGCUGAAAAGGCUGUUGUACUUAUUCCUUGAAGAUAAUGAGUUGGAAGAGGUGCCAGCUCCAUUACCGGUGGGCUUGGAACAGCUAAGGCUGGCUAGAAACAAAAUCUCCAGAAUCCCAGAAGGAGUCUUCAGCAAUUUGGAAAAUCUCACUAUGUUAGAUCUGCACCAGAAUAAUUUGUUGGACAGCGCUCUUCAAAGUGACACCUUCCAAGGACUCAACAGUCUUAUGCAACUCAACAUAGCGAAAAAUUCCCUCAAAAAGAUGCCUUUAAGCAUUCCAGCUAACACACUGCAGCUGUUUUUAGACAACAACUCCAUUGAAGUCAUACCAGAAAACUACUUCAGUGCAAUACCCAAAGUGACUUUCCUUAGGCUGAACUACAAUAAAUUAUCUGAUGAUGGCAUUCCCCCAAAUGGGUUUAAUGUUUCAUCUAUUCUAGACCUACAGCUGUCUCAUAACCAGCUCACUAAAAUUCCACCGAUCAAUGCUCAUCUCGAGCACCUUCACCUUGAUCACAACAGAAUCAAAAGUGUCAAUGGUACUCAGAUAUGCCCAGUCUCAAUUGCUGUAGCAGAAGACUAUGGUCUUUAUGGUAACAUCCCUCGCCUUCGUUAUCUUCGCUUGGAUGGAAAUGAAAUUCAGCCUCCAAUUCCUUUGGACAUCAUGAUAUGUUUCCAGCUACUUCAGGCUGUUGUCAUAUAAAAAUAAUGCAACAUCAUAUAAACAUAAUGCAUAAAACACUCUUGUGCUGUGAGAAUGCUAAGAUACAAGUUUUGCUGGAAUGAAACUUGUUUUGACUAAGAAACCAAGAAGUAACAGUUUUAUUUUGACUCUGUUCUUUGCUUGCAUCUUUUCUACGGCUGAAAAGAUUGUUCUUUUAGAAGAAAUUUUGAAUCUACAUAAAACAUACUUAAUACUUGACCUAAGAAUUCCUAAUGCAAAUAUGUAGAAAAUUGUCAGUUUUAAUUUCCCAAAUAUUCCAAAGCAAAUUCUUAUCUACUCUAUCUUGUCAAAUUCUACAAUAUUUAUCCUAUUUAUAUCAUUGCUUUAGACAAGUUUUAUCUCCAUGUAUUUGUUAACUAGUAACUAGCAUAAAGAAUUUAGGUGCACUCAGCUAAAUACUUGUUAGAGAAAUCGUGUAACAUGAAUACUAGUUAAUGAGAACUGACAGUCUUUUUUAACUGCCUAACACUUAUCAGCCAUUUCAUAUGCAAAUAACUCAUAAACUGUUGUCGCCCUGACUGAUAACAAUAUUUUUAAAACAUGAAGCGUGUGAGACUCAGGGUCCAAAGCAAUAUAAUGAGUAUAUAUUGUUUGACAGACUCAUUCAGUGUAUGAUUUCAAAAUUGAAACUGGAAAAGGGAAUACAGGAUGAAAUCUUGCUCUAUCAAAGGGCCAAUUUUCUGCUGUUUCAUUCUUCAGUAUUACAUUUCUAAUUUUGACUCCAUUUCUUCCUUCAGCUUUGGGAUGGCCAUUUAGUAUUUGGUUCCUACUUUGUUUCUACAGAGACAAAACCAAGAAAAGUAAUGAUAAACUAUUUCACAGAGUAGGUGUUUUACAGAAAUUAGAAGGACAAGUUAAUAUAUUAGUGAUAAGCAUAAAUUUAAGAAUUUAAGAAUUUAAGAGAGAAAACCCUCCCUCCUCCAACUAACCAUAACUUAUUUACUGAACUAGACAAAUAUUUUCAUAGGAAGUGUAUCAGUUGAAGCAUAUACAACAAACUCAGGGCAGUAUUUAGCUAUCUGCUGACUCAUACAGAUACACAUAACUCUGGACUCUAGAGAUGUCCAGUUAUUUAGAUUUCAAUAGCUAACAAUCAAUAUAUUAGCAGGCAUCUUUAUAUGAAACCUGGUUGAUUUUGAUUUUUUUGUUGUUUGGUUGUUUGUUUCUUUUUGUUUUGUUUAGUAAAAUAAUACUGGGAUUUCAAUACAAAACUCAAAUAAUUUAGUCAAUUAUUCACUCUAUUCACUGUUAAUUUUUGUUAUUUCUGAUAGCCAGCAAAACGAACUAUCCAUCAGUCAUAUUAUUUUAUUUUUCUUGUAUUUGUAGAUAGAAGCAAUUAGUUGAACCCAUUUCUAACACUUUAAGACUGGCCUCAGUAACAAUCAAUUUAAACUAUAUAUGUGGUCUUUUUUUCUUUGAAGAUGAACCAUUUUCUUAACAGCAGAUCUUUAAAAGCAUUGAGAUUUUCAUCUUCUAACCUUCAGUCUCGUAUUGUUUGAAAAUCAGGACUUAUGCUCCCUUGCACUUAUGGAUAUAACCUAGUAUAGAAGCCCAGUAUAGAAUUAACUUAUUCAGAAAUCCUGUUGUGAAAACCUUUAUUAUCGCAGUUCAUUUUAUAUGAUUGCUGGAAAAUUUUAGCAAAAUGUUUUCUGUACCUCUACAUUCAUUCUAUAUGAAAAAAAUACAGAUCUAAAGUCUCUCCAGUAUGUAUGCAUGUUUACCUAUGUUCUUUAGUAAUAACAUAGUAAUUUAUUUUUUGAAAAAGAAACAAUUUUGGGGACAGUACUACUAAUUAAAUUAUAAUGAUCAUCAUCUGCUUGUACUUGGAAAUGAGUUUCUACUUACAACAAAGAGAAAAUAGUCUAGUGUAGAUAUUCAUGGGUACGUAUGUACAUUGUCAACUCUUCUAAUUUAUGAUAUUGCAAAGUAUCCUUAGGCUCAAGCCAGGGAAUCUGACAUUUUAGGCACUAUGUAUAUACUAAAAAAAGAGUAACUGUUCCCAGUGAGAUGUCAAGAUUAACUGUUAGAAGUAAAUAGAUACAAGGACAGGAGAACAUCAAGGUAGUCAGCUUUCUUGAUAGGGAUAUAAUGUGCUCUUUAAUGAAAUCACUGUUAAUGGUUGCUUUCAAUCAGCUGGGCUGAUAUCAGUAGGUUUUUUUCCAAUCUGUGACAUAUGACUGUAGGGUGAAUAGACUUAUGAAUUAGUUCUUCAAAGGUCAGUACUAUUUUGGAACAAUCAUUUUACACAUGGAGAUUGAUCCUAAGUGCCUGUCCUUCUCAAAACCCAGUUAAUUUCAGUGAAGACAAAAGUUCAUGAUAUCUCCUUGGAAGAACAUUUACUGGGUUGAAGAGCUCCUGCUGCCAACUGCUGUGUCCUACACCUUUGAUACAUACAGCUGAUUUUGCAUCUGAGAACUGUUUAAUGAAAAGAAAAUCAUAAAUAUC
Messenger RNA from Gallus gallus (chicken), 3692 nucleotides. It is a transcript of the gene KERA, whose product is annotated as keratocan. NCBI's taxonomy places the organism in Eukaryota, Metazoa, Chordata, Aves, Galliformes, Phasianidae. The transcript has 4 exons. The record is from RefSeq and is marked provisional. Gene Ontology annotation, molecular function: protein binding. Bases 165 to 1226 code for a protein of 353 amino acids.